This is a messenger RNA of Suillus discolor, 1326 nucleotides long. RefSeq lists its product as uncharacterized. The transcript is spliced from 2 exons. The record is from RefSeq and is a predicted model, not a curated record. NCBI's taxonomy places the organism in Eukaryota, Fungi, Basidiomycota, Agaricomycetes, Boletales, Suillaceae. The coding region runs from base 77 to 1249 and encodes 390 amino acids.
CCCAUAUGACACAUCAGAUUGACGAAUGGUUCACCACAUUUGCACCACACUGGUCGACCAGAUAUAAGGCAAGCCCAUGGUGCCUUUGUAUGCUCUACAACGAUUCGAUCUUCACAAUUGGGGCCGAGACAAAGAAUUCCUCCCAGUUCAGGUUGAGGGGAAGCGAUGCCAUGAAUUCAAAAUCAAGGAUGAAAAACUUGGAGAGGUGGAUCUGCUGCUUCACACCAGUCACGAUGAAAGAGUGACGCACUACGGUCUGCAAGGACGGGCCACCAAUGUGGUUCCUAUCACCAGCAAAACGCUCACGAAGAAAUACGGUAUCUUCCAGGAUGGGAUGGUGGUCAAGAUUUUUUGGGGAGAGGCGAGUCGCACCAGCGAGCCGGACAUCUUGAAGAAGGUUAAAGAGAUUGCUGAGGCGCAUGAUACUGUCAAAUACCCUAUUCCCCAGCUGCUCUGGCACCAUCAGUUCACGAAUCUCACAUCCGCCGUUCAAGAAGCGCUCGGCGUUCCUGGACCCACUACGGGAGGCCGCGUGCUCUAUAUUCUUGUAUUCAGCAAGCUCCUCCCUAUCACGAAGCUUCAGGGAAAAGAGCUUUUUGAUGUCUGGCAUCAGUGUAUCUCAUGCCACCUUACUCUUUGGAAGGAAGGGGUCUAUCAUCGAGAUGUCAGCCCUGGAAAUCUGAUGUGGUACUGGAAAGACGGCAAGCAGAUAGGCGUUUUGAACGACUACGAUCUAUCCUCGUUGGCGGAUGACUCAGGUCCUCGCGGGAACGAGCGCACGGGCACGGUGCCGGCCAUGGCGCUCGAUCUUCUCAUCGAAGAGGGUCAACGAGGUGAAGUCAAACACCUAUAUCGUCAUGAUGUGGAGUCGUUCAUGUGGUGCUUCGCCUGGAUUUCCUUGCGUUACAAAAGUGGAGUUCUUCUACCACGGAGAUUGCGCCCCUUGGAUGAAUGGGCGACUUUAGGCGCUGUGGCAUGUGGCAAGAAGAAGUAUGUUUUUCAGGGCCGUCUGACAGCUUCCGCACCCUCCGAAUCGGACAUAGACGGAGUCACAUGGGAUUUCCUGGUGGACUGUUUUUUGGUGCUUAAAAGAGAUGCCGACGAGCGAUACUAUUACUAUCUUCGCCUUAAACGGUCGUUGAGCUCAGGAGAAGGCCAACAGUCCAACACCCAGGAGCCAGAUCCCGAUGCUUUUCUAUCUAAAUUUACAAGUUUAGAGGGUUGGGCUAAGCUAAGCAAACCUGAAUGAUUUUCUUUACUUUUUAUCCUAUACGCGGUUUCCAGUUGUAGAUUCACAAUGCAAGCAGUCGACCGUUCACUUGCCAC